AUGGCUGAAUGUGCCCCAGGGUCUGUGUACCAUGUCAUGGCUGUAUGUGCUCCAGGUUCUGCUUGUAUCAUCAUGGUUGUAUGUGCCCAAGGGUCUGUGUAUCAUCAUCAUGGUUGUAUGUGCCCCAGGGUCUGCUUGAAUCAUCACCAUGGCUGUAUGUGCCCCAGGGUCUGUGUACCAUGUCAUGGCUGUAUGUGCUCCAGGUUCUGCUUGUAUCAUCAUGGUUGUAUGUGCCCAAGGAUCUGUGUAUCAUCAUCAUGGCUGUAUGUGCCCCAGGGUCUGCUUGAAUCAUCACCAUGGCUGUAUGUGCCCCAGGGUCUGUGUACCAUCAUGGCUGUAUGUGCCCCAGGGUCUGUGUAUCAUCAUGGUUGUAUGUGCCCAAGGAUCUGUGUACCACAUAGCUGUGUGUGCCCCAGGGUCUGCAUGUACCAUCGUCUGGCUGUAUGUGCCCCAGGGUCUGCUUGUAUCGUCACCAUGGCUGUAUGUGCCCCAGGGUCUGUGUACCACAUGGCUGUAUGUUCCCCAGGGUCUGUGUACCACAUGGCUGUAUGUGCCCCAGGGUCUGUGUACCACAUGGCUGUAUGUUCCCCAGGGUCUGUGUACCACAUGGCUGUAUGUGCCCCAGGGUCUGUGUACAAUCAUGGCUGUAUGUGCCCCAGGAUCUGUGUACCACAUGGCUGUAUGUGCCCCAGGAUCUGUGUACCACAUGGCUGUAUGUGCCCCAGGGUCUGUGUACCACAUAGCUGUGUGUGCCCCAGGGUCUGCAUGUACCAUCAUCAUGGCUGUAUGUGCCCCAGGGUCUGCAUGUUUCAUCAUCAUGGCUGUAUGUGCCCCAGGGUCUGUGUACCAUCGUCAUGGCAGACGGAUGUAUGCCUGACCCCAUAUGGGUUAUCUCUACUACAUUUGUGCAAUGACUACUGUUGUGAAUGUAAGUGAAAUCAAAUAAACAUCUCAUCAACUUACA
This is a messenger RNA of Haliotis rufescens (red abalone), 964 nucleotides long. Its product is annotated as multiple epidermal growth factor-like domains protein 11. Bases 1 to 936 code for a protein of 311 amino acids. Lineage: Eukaryota; Metazoa; Mollusca; Gastropoda; Lepetellida; Haliotidae. The record is from RefSeq and is a predicted model, not a curated record. The transcript has 2 exons.